CCAAUUCAUUGACUGCUGCAUUUCCAGUAGAAAAUCAAAAGAAGAGAUCAAAACCAAAAUGGGUUCUGCUGUGGUAAACAUUCCAGAUGAUGUAGAGCAAGCAGCAGUAGUUUCCACAAAAGAGAGAAAGAAAUCCAUUAUGCCUUCUUUUUUACCCAUCAUUUCUUUUCUCAGAGAAAAGAAAAACAAAGAUGACAUGAGAAAAUGGAUUCACAGUAUCAAAGUUGGAGUUGCUCUUAUCUUAGUUUCUCUUCUUUACUUUCUUGAUCCUCUCUACAAGGAAGUUGGAGAUGAUAAUGCCAUGUGGGCUAUAAUGACUGUUGUUGUCAUCUUCGAGUUUUACGCAGGUGCUACACUUGGCAAGGGCUUAAACCGUGGAAUGGGAACCAUAUUAGGUGGUGGAUUAGGGUGUUUAACUGCAAAUUUAGCUCAACAUGUUGGUGGGACUAGCAGUUCCAUUAUUAUUGGAACUGCUAUGUUAAUUUUCGGUGGAGCAGCAACAUACUGUAGAUUGACACCGCGCAUUAAAGCAAGAUAUGACUAUGGAGCAAUGAUAUUUAUCCUGACAUUUAGUUUAGUGGCAGUGUCUGGUCGACGUUUUAUGGUCAUUGAAAUAGCACGUGAAAGGCUUCUGAUGAUAGUUUUGGGUUUCGUCAUCUGCAUUUUCACAAGCUUAUUUAUCUUUCCUAUAUGGGCUAGUGAUGAGCUUCAUGAUUCUACUGUCUCCAAAUUCCAAGCCCUUGCCACUUCUAUUGAAGGUUGCUUGGAGGAUUAUUUCAGAUUUGAUAGUGAAAAAGAAAGGCAACCGGUCAACUUCAGCAAAUGCAAAUCAUUGCUCAACUCCAAGUCCAAGGAUGAAUCUUUGGCAAAUUUUGCAAGAUGGGAACCAUGGCAUGGUAAAUUUGGGGUCUCUCAUCCAUGGGACAAAUACCUAACAAUAGGAGAGCUUCUUAGGGAUUUGGCUGUCAACAUCAUUUCAAUCAAAGCCUGCCUUGAAUCCCUUAGAGAGCCUUCGCAAAGUUUGAGACAAUCAAUGAAAGAACCAAGUGAAGCAGUAGGGACAGCAAUAGCAUGGACAUUGAAGGAGCUAGGAGACAGCAUCAAGAAAAUGAGAAAAUGCCAGGCAGAGAUACUCAUAGUUCCAAAAUUGAAAGAAGCUAGAGUAGAGUUACGUGAGAUCAUAACUCCUCCGAAGCUAGCACAACUAGAGAAUGGCGAUGGACUUGCAGUAGCAAGCUUUCUAUUCUUGUUGAUGGAAAUGGCAGAGAAGAUAGAAAAAUUGGUUAAGGAAGUGGAACAACUUGGAGAGCUUGCUUAUUUUUAUUAAAGCUAGCUAAUUUUAUUCAAGAAUUACCAAAAUAACCAUUUGCCAACUUUUGGCUUGGGCAUUAUGAGUAUUUAUGUGUGUGUCUACAUAUAUAUAUAUCAGCUUCAGAAAGAAAAAUUAUUAAAAAAUAAAUAUUAGUGUGUGAGGGAGAAAAUCUUAAUAAUUAAGAGUAUUAAUGGUUAA
Jatropha curcas is the source of this 1510-nucleotide messenger RNA. RefSeq names its product aluminum-activated malate transporter 8. Gene Ontology annotation, biological process: malate transport. The record is from RefSeq and is a predicted model, not a curated record. NCBI's taxonomy places the organism in Eukaryota, Viridiplantae, Streptophyta, Magnoliopsida, Malpighiales, Euphorbiaceae.